Messenger RNA from Oncorhynchus nerka (sockeye salmon), 4779 nucleotides. Its product is annotated as tight junction protein ZO-3-like. Gene Ontology annotation, biological process: establishment of endothelial intestinal barrier; cell-cell adhesion; protein localization to cell-cell junction. The record is from RefSeq and is a predicted model, not a curated record. Gene Ontology annotation, cellular component: bicellular tight junction; plasma membrane. NCBI's taxonomy places the organism in Eukaryota, Metazoa, Chordata, Actinopteri, Salmoniformes, Salmonidae. Gene Ontology annotation, molecular function: cell adhesion molecule binding.
CAAUUUCUCGAGCAGAUGUUGGGGAUCGACAAAUUGUUAUCUCGAGGCGAACCGGAGAUGGAGGAAUUAACGAUAUUCGAGCAGCAUACUAUAACACUCGGCAAAGAUUCCAAGAUGGGGUUUGGCUUUGCGAUAUCAGGAGGCAGAGACCAGCCGAACCCGGACUCAGGGGACACAGCCGUGAUAGUUUCAGAUGUGGUACGGAACGGACCCGCUAUGGGACGGCUGUUCGUCAGAGAUCAGAUCGUCAUGGUCAAUGGCGUGUCAAUGGAGAAUGUCUACUCUACCUUCACCAUCCAGAACCUCAAGUCAUGUGGCAAAACAGCCAACAUAACAGUGAAGCGUCCUCGUAAGAUCCAGCUCCCCGCCAGCACCAGACCCUCGCGUGCUGCCUCUUACUCCAACCUGCUGGACCAGGACCCCCCACAGAGGCCCCGACGCUACUCCGAUGGUAGUGACCAGGCCCACAAAGCUGACCGCAACAGAACCGCUCAUGCCCUGCCGCUAAGUUCAGGGUACAAACGGCUCCCACAGCAGGCCUUCCCAGACAAGCCAAUCAAAGCCACCCUGCUGAAGAAGAAACUCACAGACGAGUAUGGACUGAAGUUGGGAAGCCAGAUCUUCAUCAAACACAUGACUGAGACGGGUCUGGCUGCCAAGGAGGGCACUCUGCAGGAGGGAGACCUCAUUCUCAAGAUCAAUGGGAUGACCACAGAGAACCUGUCCCUUCUGGAGACCAAGCACCUUGUGGAGAAGUCCCGGGGAAAGCUGACCAUGAUGGUCCUGCGAGACGACCGCAAGUUCCUGGUCAGCAUCCCAGAAGUGCAGGACAGUGCCCCCAACAGCGAGGAGGACCACCGCGGCAACAGCAGCUCUGAACUGGAGGACAUUUCAGACCUGGAUACAGACAUCCCCACUCCCAGAGACAGAGUGUCACGCUCUGCAACUAGAGAACGACGCACACGCAGAAGAGCUGAUCCUCCUCUAGUAGUUAAGUCACGUGAUCCGUCCCCGGUGCGGUCGACACUGUCCCGGCCUGUUGCUAAAGCCUACCCCUCUCACCGAGCCCUCUCAGAGUCUGAGUCUGACUGUAGUGCAUCACCAACUCCUGUCAGGAAGGACAGCCCAGACCACGCCAACAAAUACAGAACUCUUUCAGGGCUGUCCACCCUCCCCAACCCCAAAGCCUCACCUGCCGUCUUUGACUGGGUCGCCCCACGUUCCUCCCGUCCCUCCUCCUCCACCUUGAGACCUCGCAAAGUGGUGUCAGAGUCGGACUCGGACCGCAGUGCCUCCCCACCCCCCAGAAGAGGAGAGAGUUCCCGAGUCAUAGAGGACCACUCCAGAUACAGAGUGCUCCCUAACCUGCCCCACCCUAGGACACUGAGAGCCUCCCCCAUCACCAUUCGUCAGGAUCCUCCUCGACGGGUCUCCUCUCCUGUCAAAGCCCCACUCCCAGACUCUGAAUCUGAGUCAGACAGCAGCUCCGGGCCCGCCCACAGUCAGGACUCCCGGAGCAGAUACAGAGCCACUCCCUUGGUAGCCAUAUUUCCCCAGGUGGAGCCCCCCAAGUGGAAAGCCCCCAGUGUCACAGCGAGCAAUCCUGCUAAAGGGCACUCAGGAUCCGAGUCGGAGGCAAGUUACGCAUCCGUCCCUCGACGGGAGUCUAAUGACAGUGGUGGCUCCAUCUCCAGGGUAUCCAAGAACCGAUACAGAGCUCUGCCUGAGAUGAAGUCUUCUCCAGCUCCAGUAGUGAGACAGGACCCCCCUCGACAAGGCAUGACCCCCUUCAGUCCAGUCUCAGGUUCCUCUGAUUCGGACAGUACACCCUCACCCCCUAGAAGGUCUGGGAGUACAGAUGUGGAGAGCAACCACAGUAUUCCAUACAGAGUCAAUGGCGAUGUCCGCACUGGGAUAUCAAUGAAGAGCAACCCUCCAGUCUACUCCAAGACAGAGGAACCCCUCUACUCCCUACCCCCAGACUCCAUUCCUACACCUAGCUUGGGCUCAGAUCUGAACACAGUGUCGUUUGUGAAGGAGGGGAGCGUUGGUCUGAGAUUGGUGGGAGGCAACGAUGUGGGCAUCUUUGUGGAUGGGGUUCAGCCCAACAGCCCCGCUCAGGAGCAGGGUAUGAAGGAGGGGGACCAGAUCAUGCAGGUGAAUGGGGUGGACUUUGGUUAUUUCAACCGUGAGGAAGCUGCAAUGUUCCUGAUCAACAUCAAGAGAGGGGAGCCGGUCAACAUCCGUACUCAGAACAAGAUGGACAUUUACAAGAAGAUCCUGAAGUCCAACCUGGGGGACUCGUUCUACGUCCGGACCCACUAUGACAAUGUGGCGGAGGGCGACAUCGGCAUAGCCUUCACCAGGGGAGAGGUGUUCAGGGUGGUGGACACCAUGCACAGGGGCAAGCUGGGAAAGUGGCUGGCUAUACGCAUGGGCAACGACCUGCAUGAGCUGGACAAGGGCACCAUCCCCAACCAGGUCAGGGCCGAGACUCUGGCCAGAAUGGAGCAGGCUCAGAGGGCCAGUGGAGAAGGGGAUCGCCAGGUAUCAGGGCCCAGGGUAGAGUUCUGGAAACUACGGGGGCUCAGAGGGGCCAAGAAGAACGUCCGUAGGACUCAUGAUGACCUGCUCCAGCUUACCAUCCAGGGCAAAUUCCCAGCAUACGAGAGAGUUCUGCUCAGAAAAGCUAAUUUCAAACGGCCAAUCGUCAUCAUGGGUCCUCUGAACGAUGUGGCCAUGGAGAAGCUGGCCAGAGAGAUGCCUGAUGAAUAUGAGGUGGCGGAGAUGGCUCCUCGUAGUAGUGGCACAGACACUACUUCCACGGUCAUCAAGCUGGACACAGUACGAAGGAUUGCAGAGAAGAACAAGCACCCUCUGCUGGACAUUACUCCUACUGCCGUGGAGCAUCUGAACUACAUCCAGUACCACCCCAUGGUUCUGUUCCUGGACCCACACAGCAGGAAGGACGUCAAGGUCAUGAGGCAGAGGAUGUGCCCCAACUCCAACAAGAGCUCCAGACGCCUCUACACACAGGCCCUCAAGAUGAGGAAGCACUGCAGCCAUCUGUUCACAGCUCAUAUUGAUCUCCAGCCCAGCUCUAAUGUGUGGUAUGAGACUCUGAAAGACAAGAUCAGACACCAGCAGGCCAAACUUGUCUGGGACUCAGAAGUCACGUUGGAGGGAGGCGGAGAGGAGGAGCUGGAUGCAUUGGACCGGACCCACUCGGACUACCUGAGUGCUGCCAGCGAACUGGAGGACACAGACGGAGAGGUCUACACUGAUAAUGAGGACCUGGAGGAACCAUUUGAUCCCAGCAAUCAGCUCCGGAUGUCCAGGCUCACCGCUCUGGCCCGGUCUUCAGAGCCUGCCUCUGAGUACCCCUCCCCCGAGUCCCUGAGAGAGGUUCCACCCCUGAUGCAUGUGUCUGAGCCCAGAUCGACCCGUCGUCCAUCUGACAGCCCUCCCCACGUUGACGUUGCUGAUGAAAUCCGACCCUAUCAUAGCUUCUCAGAUUCGGACUUCAGGGCCAUUGACCAGGCUGUUCCGACACCCCCUGACUUCAUAGCCCCUGACCCCAGAGUCUCUGUGCUUGAGCCCCCAUUGGCUGAACUGCUGCCAGAGAGCCCCCCAGAUGUCACACUGUCAGUCAUAGAGAAGAAACAUCAACAGACCCGUAUGGCAGAAUCUCAGGAGAGGAAAGCGUCUCCAUUGUUCAUUGUGUUGGCUCACCACCAGGCUGUCCAAACGAGACGCACUCGGAUCCGAGGCAGUGACAGCUCUGACAAUGAAGAGACUGAUGACAUUGAGUGGGGUCCAGCUACAGAACUUUAGAUUAGAGCACACCAUUCCAGAACUAUAACUCUAGAGUGCACAGACAACGGCUGUGUUCGAGAGCAUCAAAACCGUGAUGUGACUGACUGAUCUACAAAUCAUAAUCAGUCGCUAUUUAUGAUAAAGUUCAGUCAUUCGGCAGUCGCCUGCACAACAAGGCAAUAGCCUCUUAAAUGGGAGAUGUGAAAUGCUCUCAACUUCAACCUUCAAGGAUCACUUGGUUUGUUUUGUCCUUCUGUUGGACCAACAUCUUCUUUGGAGAGGUAAGUUGGAGGGCCAAUGCUAGGGCUGCCUACAGACAUGGGAAUUUAGGCAAUGGCUUCCGCAGACCAGCGCUCACACCUUUCUUUAUGUCUAAUUCCAAGAGCGGAAGAUGUUUCAUUUAGCUGGAAAUUCUAAUUUAAAAAAUCAGUGUUUUUGUAUUUCUACAACUUUUUAAAAAAUAAAUGCAAUUUUUAAAUCAAAACGAUAGAGACGUUACCAACAACUUUGCUGUCAAGGAUGUCAUUUGAACAAAAAAAAGCAUUUUAAAGCUGGAAUCCUAAAUUAAAAAGUGGUCAUCCCACCUUUGUGGUCAAAACGAGUGCUAUGUAUGCAAGGACUGACCAUUGAUUAUCUAAAAAUAUAUAUAGUUAACCAUAUUGAGGCUUUUCAGUGUUUUAGAUUUACUUUGUCAACAAACCAUGGAGUAUAACAAGCUUAUAUUUUGGGUUCUGAUUGGGUAUGUGAUAUAUGGCCAAUUUACCACGGCUAAGGGCUGUUCUUAUGCGCAACGUGAUGUGCCUGAAUGGGAAAUGCUCAAACAAUUAUGGACAUUCAAUUAUGGACAUUCACAGAACACUGGAUAUAUUGAAGCUCAAUUUUCUAUCCUGCUUCAUUUCUGUUAAAAUGACUGAUUUUUGUAAAUAUUUGGUUCAUUAAAGAUUACUGAUAUGGCAAAGAAUA